Meriones unguiculatus (Mongolian gerbil) is the source of this 4484-nucleotide messenger RNA. It is a transcript of the gene Tnfrsf19, whose product is annotated as TNF receptor superfamily member 19. The record is from RefSeq and is a predicted model, not a curated record. Gene Ontology annotation, cellular component: plasma membrane. Gene Ontology annotation, biological process: positive regulation of canonical NF-kappaB signal transduction; positive regulation of JNK cascade. The coding region runs from base 462 to 1775 and encodes 437 amino acids. Gene Ontology annotation, molecular function: protein binding; signaling receptor activity. The transcript is spliced from 10 exons. NCBI's taxonomy places the organism in Eukaryota, Metazoa, Chordata, Mammalia, Rodentia, Muridae.
UCAUCGAGAUGAAAGGGAUGCGGCGCAGCCCGCUGGCACUAGGCAGCCUCGCUGGGGCACGGCGAGAGAAAGCAGCCUCUCAGUCCAGGCCGGGGGAAGCCUGCCCUCCACAGCCGGCAGAACAACGUGGCCCACGUUUAACAAAAGACCGUGUGGCCCGGGAGCCCAGCUAAGAGCCUGCCGGUAGCGAUCUUUCUAGAUCCGCGUGCACAGUGAGUAAGCCCAGCCGAGCCUUUUUGAUGCGCUGCAACUGAUCGGCGAUCAGAUUACAGGAGCUCCAUCUCCCAGCUCGCCUGCCUUUGAUCUGCGCGGGUAAUCCAUUUUCCUGGAUUUGAAGUUUCGUCUGGGCUUGCGCCCACACACAUUUUUGGGGAGGCAGAAGCGUUUGGCGCGGAAGUGCCAGCAAGCUGAGGAAAGCGUGAGUCUGGAGCCCAGGCGAGUAGCAGGGAUAAACACGUCUGAUGAGAGCAAUGGCUUUCAAGGUCCUGCUUGACCAAGGGAGGGUGCUCUUCACCACCAUGCUUUUCCUAGGCUAUUUGUCAUGUAAAGUGAUCUGUGAAACCGGAGACUGCCGACAGCAAGAAUUCAAGGAUCGGUCUGGAAAUUGUGUCCUCUGCAAACAGUGUGGACCUGGCAUGGAGUUGUCCAAGGAAUGUGGCUUCGGCUACGGGGAGGAUGCUCAGUGUGUGCCCUGCCGGCCGCACAGGUUCAAGGAGGACUGGGGCUUCCAGAAGUGCAAGCCAUGUGUGGACUGUGCAUUGGUGAACCGCUUCCAGAGGUCCAACUGUUCCCACACCAGUGACACCGUCUGCGGGGACUGCUUGCCAGGAUUUUAUCGAAAGACCAAACUUGUUGGUUUUCAAGACAUGGAGUGUGUGCCCUGUGGAGACCCACCUCCUCCCUACGAACCACACUGUACCAGUAAGGUGAACCUCGUGAAGAUCUCGUCCACGGCCUCCAGCCCUCGGGAUACGGCCCUGGCUGCCGUCAUCUGCAGUGCUCUGGCCACCGUGCUGCUGGCCCUGCUCAUCCUGUGUGUCAUCUACUGCAAGAGGCAGUUCAUGGAGAAGAAGCCCAGCUGGUCCCUGAGGUCACAGGACAUUCAGUACAAUGGCUCUGAGCUGUCAUGUUUUGACCAGCCUCGGCUCCGCCACUGUGCCCAUAGAGCAUGUUGUCAGUGUCACCGGGACUCAGCCCAGACCUAUGGGCCCAUUCACCUGAUUCCGUCUUUGUGCUGUGAGGAGGCCCGCAGCUCUGCCCGCACUGCACUUGGCUGUGGGCUGCAUUCUACAGCUGCCCUUCAGGAGAGAAAUGCAGCUUCACUGGGGAACACAAUGCCAGCUUUCUUCGGCUCUGUUUCCCGUUCCAUCUGCGGUGAGUUUUCGGAUGCCUGGCCUCUGAUGCAGAGCCCUCUGCGUGGUGACAGCUCCUUUUGUGACUCCUAUCCUGAACUCACUGGAGAAGAUGUCAAUUCCAUCAAUCCAGAAAAUGAAAGCUCAGCAUCUUUGGAUUCCAUUGGUGGUCAGGAUGGAUCUGGGGCAGCUGUUCCAGAUUCUUCUGGAAAUUUCUCAGGAACUAUUGACUCACCUAGAAAUGGUGAUAUAGUCUGGGAGCAGACCCUAGCUAAGGAUGCUCAAAGGACUCCAAGACAAGGAGGCUGGGAAGGCAGUGACACCUUGGACCUAGCCACGCCCACAUCCUUCCAGAGCCCAGGACCACCAGCCUGGAGAUGGCAUAGCCCAUACUUAUCUGGACCCUCUUACAUCAUUAACUAAGAAAUUGCACUACAGGCUUACCUACAGGAAGGUCGAGUUGGGGGAGGGGCAGUGGAGAUUCACAGUUGAGGUUCCGUCUUCCUAAAUGGCUCUAGCUUGUGUUAGGUUGAGAUCAAACUAGCCAGCACAAAUGGCAAUAAGGAAAGACAGCUCAGAUAAUUAUCACCAUCUACAUAAAGAUAAACUUUCAACUCAAAUAAUUAUAAGAAGGUCAUAAUUAUACAUAAAGUAAAUCCAGAAAGAAAAUGUGACUUUCAGAUUGCACAACAAAACUUAAUAGUGAAAUCUCACAUACACUAUUUUACAAUUCAUAGGUAAUUUAGGUAUUCUAAAUUCAGUAAAAGAAUCGAUACAGUGUAAACCAUUUACGUGUCACCACCCCCCAAUAGAAACAAAAUUAACAUUUUGAGCUCCUUUUAAGAGACUUCCUUCUAGAUUCUGUUCUUUUGUUUUUGUUUUCAGGAUAGGGUUUCUCUGUGUAGCCUUGGCUGUUCUGGACUCACUUUGUAGUCCAGGCUGGCCUAAAACUCACAGAGCUCUGCCUGCCUCUGCCUCCCAGAGUUCUGGGAUUACAGGCGUACAAGUACCCAUCUCUCUUCUAGAUUCUGAAAAGCACGUUCCCUUUAGGCACACUUACUGAAUCUGUAAGACCCAAGUCUCUGCACAUGCAGGACCCCUCACAGGCUUGCGGCAGCCAGGUCUUUAGCUCAGCUAAUUUUGCUGUUUUCUGACCAGUGCAUUCUAAAAAGCAAUUCAUGUUUCCUUUUACCAGGCCCAUUUUUCAAGGUAGACAAUGCAUUCUCAUAAAGAAUUUGAUACUACCAAAGGAGGUAGCACACACGGAAAAUUCAUCACUCAGGAGGAUCACCAUGAGUUCAAGAUCAGCCUAGGGUAUAUAUUUAUUUGGGCACUAUGGUAGGCUACAUAGCAAGACUCUGUUUGUUUGUUUGUUUAUAAUCCAAUAAAAUCAAACAAAAAGGACGUUGAUUUCGGUAGCUUACUGUUAGAAAACAAUUCCUUAGGUUCAUGACUCAGUAGCUUGCUCCAUACCAUGGGCUCAUUUGGAAUUCGGGAAGGAACUGGGAAGCAGCCCCAGCCCCACCUGGUGUAAGGCUGUGAUUUCCAAAGCAUGGUAAAUCUUUUUCCUGGAUCGGUAUUUUUACACUCUAGUGUUUUUGUGGGUGCUUUAAGACCAUCCAGGAUCUGAUGGCAAUGUUCCCAAUUCAGGAUGAAUACAUAGGUGUGAGAGCCGCCUUUAGCCACCAUGAGUCUGUUCAAAUCUCAUUUUCCCUGUGCCCAUCUGUGCAGAAGGGAACAGAGAGAGCUGAGGGAUGUGGGGUGUCCGUUGCUGAGAUAGUUGAGAGAAGGAAGCUAGCCUGCUUCCUUAUAGGAAAAGCUUUCUUGGUGGUUUUGCAGCUUUAUUUUAUUUUAUGUUAUUUUGUCAUUGGAACAGGAAGGCACAUGUAGGUGUCAGGAGACACUUUGCAGGGAUCUCUACUUUUGCUGGGUUUCAGGGAUCCAGCUCCAUUCACAACCAGUGCUUACCCAUGAGCUACGUUGCAGGUCCCCUUGGUGUUAUUUUUUUUUUAAACAUCAUUUAAUGUCAACAGUGAUUUCUAUGUCAGUUAGAUGGCUCAGCUGGUAAAAAAAAAAGGUGAUGGCUGCCACGCCUGAUGACCUGAGUUUGAUCCUUUGGAGUCAUCAUAGCGGAAGGAGAGAGCCGACACCUGCCAGUUGUUCUCUGCUCUUCACAUGCACCGAUGGCACAAGCAUUCCACACUCCCCACUCAAAACAGUAAACAAGGAAACAAAUACAUACCUCAAGAGGAAGGAGCAGAGGGUUAGCAAAGCUCUGAGAGGACCGCCCAGCUUUCCAAUCUACCGAUCUGCUCUUUGCAUAUGAUCAAGUGAGAGAGUUGGCUUCCUGCAGUAGAGUUCAAAAUAUUUGUUACCCUAGCAACAGGUAGUCACCAUAUUUGGUAAAAAUUAUUUCCCAGUGUUCAGACAGACUUCAGAACCUCUGAUUUCUAGAGAAUGUCUUUACCUAGAGAUGUUUACCAUAGUUACCAAUGCAAAUUAGUGAUGACCACAUUGCCAGGGGCUUGUGCAUGAAAGCAAGGUUCUAGUCCCUCCCAACAGCAUUCAGUUAGCUGAUGUCCGGUCCCGUUUUGAAGCGAGGCCAUACUUCCUGUGAUACAGCACCUUGCUGAGGAUAAUUAUCUCAAGAAGACUGUGCCUAUUCAAGGGAGACCAUAAAGAGCCAUCCUGCUCCCUCACUCUUUGCAGACCUCUGCCAGGAGUGGAAGAGCAAGGUUCUGUGAUGGAGGUGCCAGACAGAGCGGUGGUGUUCGCUGUCCACCUUCAUUUCUGGAGGCCCUGAAUGACUUCCCUAAGAAUGCUUUAGGAAGCCCCACACUGAAGCAGUGCCUUCAAAUGUUCCAAUGAGGGUGAUGAACAAAAGAAUUGGUUGUUUUGUUUUGUUUUUUUAAGUCAUCGUGAUUAUUAUGGGUUAUGUUGUCAUCUUUCAGUUAGUCAGCCCAUACUGGUAAUUGUGCUGUUACAAAUCUUUCAUUGCUUCUCGGAAGACAUGGUAUGGGAUGCUUGAAUAUGGAUACUACUCUUAGUAGCUGUGUGCAGUCAGUUUUAGGAUGACCAUGUCACAGCUUUAACUUAGAAGACACAAUUUUCCAAGCUUUCCCUCUGUUGCUG